GUUUUUUUUUUGCUCAAACCAACGGAAGGAUGAACGAAAGAAAACUCUUGUUUUACUCCAAAAUUUGAACAUUCCCAAUGUCGCAGCUAGUAUCAGCUAUCUGAACGUUCCUGUUCAAGAGCAUUGGAAUUGGGGGAAAGCAGAAGAGCUCGUCGAAGGUGCCUUAAUACUGUCGACGAAACCAGGAUGGAUGUAGUGAAAGAUGUUGAGCUUGCGGCCAUGGGAAUCGUCCAUCGUCGCCCACGCCAACGGACAAUCGCUGAUUACCGCGGACCCCAUCAUCUCGUUUUGAUGGGGCACGGAGGCCCGCAGGCCGAAAACCUACAUCGAAUCCUCCACGAGACGGCCAUCAAGUGGAUCGGUUACUGCGAGCACGUGGUUUUCAUCACACUAAAACCGCUCGAGCCAGUAUCGAACAGAAUUCGUUCGCAGUACAUGGAACUGUUGAACAAAAUCAUCGUCUACUGCCCGCUAACGUUCGAAGAAGCUCUGGAUAAGCUGAUGGGGUUACAGAGCUGGCUAAACCCGUUACCGGACCUGGUGAUCGUUGAAUCGUUGGACUUAUUACUAACGGCUGGAACUGAGUCCGUCCCGAGCGACCCGGUCGGUCAUGCCGAUUGGAUUGCACUCCGGCAAUCACUUUUUCUCGCUUGUCUCAGCGAUACCGUGCGAGUCCUGGGAGCAAAGUUGAAAGACGAUUGCUACAGCAUUGUAAGUUUUAGCGACAGGACUAACUGCUACGAUAGCAAGGCACUCGCGAUGUUUGCUCGUGAAGAUAGUAUCAUUGAUACUGAUAACAUCCAUGGACCAUACGAUAUUGUGUCCUUUCUUUGGAAACUGUGGCAAAUAAUUAAGGCAAACGAAAGUGAAGAAGAGAACACGUUAAACUAGAAUACAACAGAAUGAUCGAAGGUGGUAGUAGGUAAAUUUCUUUAUUUCUUUAUUGUUACAAAUUCAGCGCGAUAAUGAUUUCGUAUGAAGUCGAUUCCUUUGCUAGCUAUCUCAUCCUCAGUACCGCACGCAGUCAGAUUCUCUCGAUGAUCCACAAUUUUUUAGAUUGAUUUUAGAUUCACUAAACUGCCUAUUAUUCGUACAAUUUGUUGCAUUUUAUUGAUGCGUUCUUUUAUUAUGUUCAAACACCAUGCAUCUUGCAUAUCGCGAAAUGAAGGAAUCCCUAAAUUGCCCGUUACGGUCAUUCAACUUUUCUUUGGUCAAAAUGGAGAGCACUUCGCCCAGCAUCGCCAGAAAAGCGGAAACAAUCUAGUUUUGUCUUGUACGUUAGGAAUGGGCAUAAUUCCACUUUUCCAUGAAAUUGGUUUAUUUUUUUGUGUUUUUGUGCUUAGGAAAACCUCAAUGUUCUGUUAAUAUUUAAUUGUUUCAUUCAGCUUGUCCACAUAAAACUAUCUGUUCAUAGAGCGUUUCUAUAUUUACCGAUGUCGCAUGAGUUAAAGAUAAAAUAUUAAAAAUGUUUAUUAUCAACCUGGAA
This is a messenger RNA of Anopheles aquasalis, 1486 nucleotides long. RefSeq lists its product as uncharacterized. The record is from RefSeq and is a predicted model, not a curated record. NCBI's taxonomy places the organism in Eukaryota, Metazoa, Arthropoda, Insecta, Diptera, Culicidae.